Molecule: messenger RNA, 864 nt
Organism: Exaiptasia diaphana
Lineage: Eukaryota; Metazoa; Cnidaria; Anthozoa; Actiniaria; Aiptasiidae
Exons: 17
Coding region: 73-525 (150 amino acids)
Source: RefSeq, a predicted model, not a curated record
CUCGUGGGUGUAAGGAGCUUCGGUACAUUCAGUAAUCUUCGUCUGAUUUUGGACCCUAUUAACAAAGAAAUCAUGUACGCCAGAUCGCCUUGUACGGACGCCGGAAGAGAUGAGGCUGGAGAGGAGCAGUCCAUGAUCCAGGCAAUGAUAGACGAGACUGCAUUGAUGGUAGUCAAUUCUGAAAUGUUCGUGCAGGACGAGCUGGCAACGUUCAAGUCUGGCCAGGAAGAAAUGCUUAAAACGCAUUUGGAGCAGCUGAGGCAAGAAAUGGAAAACAUGAAGAGCGAGCAGGCCGCAUACCUCCAGGAGAAUUUGAACGGCAUUAAGAAAGAAUUACAGGAAAUGAAGAAAUGGAAGGACGAAGUCCUUGGUGAAAGCUGCAGAUUGAAGAGAGAGUUACAAGACGUGCAGAGAGCGAACAACGAAAUGUCCGAAAAGUUGAAGAAGGCCACGUCAGAAAUAAGUUUCCUAAAAGCAAUGAUAGGCCGCCWGAGUGUGGAGACCAGUGUUCACGUCCGCCUCUAAGGUUGCUGAGACACCUGGUGUUAGUACUUCAGCCGGACUGGCUACUGCUUAAAUGUUUGAAUAUACAAGAAGAAAACAAAGACGAAAGACCGCGGUUCACAACUGAGAAACGGUUUGAAUUAAUUCGAGCGCCAAAUCAAACGAUGGCUCAUGCAGUCCUGUGAUAUAGAUGAGGUCUCAUUGGUUGUUUCAGUCACAUGACUGAAUAUCACGACACAGGAAAGAUGGCGCACUGUAUGGCGAUGAUUGUUGGGGUGUCUUAUAACAGAAAUCGUUUUUAAAUAGCAAAUUUUAAGGAAAUUUAUUCUGGAGAAAACACAAAAACAUAUUUUUCUGUGU